Molecule: messenger RNA, 1289 nt
Organism: Adelges cooleyi (spruce gall adelgid)
Lineage: Eukaryota; Metazoa; Arthropoda; Insecta; Hemiptera; Adelgidae
Exons: 10
Coding region: 114-1226 (370 amino acids)
Biological process (GO): spermatogenesis
Molecular function (GO): myosin light chain binding
Source: RefSeq, a predicted model, not a curated record
GUGAUGUAGGAAUGUUGGUUUUCUUACUUACAUUUUCACAUUCUUGUGCAUAUGAUGUUUGUUUUGCCUGUGUUAACAGCAUAUAGUACGUUUACUGUAUAAUAAUACCAACUAUGUCCAAAAAGUCAUUUAAUCUGUGCAUAGUUUUGCAUUUUGUCAAUGUUAAUUGUCCAGGAGUGUGGAUUUGUCCCAAAGGAAUGGUUUACUUGGAUAUUUGGAUUUUCGGCCAAAACAGUAACACGACCUGCGUCGAGCCCAAGUUCCCGUUGAAUUUCAACGAGACGUUCAACUUUCACAAAAACCUACCGGACGUUUCUAAUUUGUACGAAAUUCAAAACAAAUUGAGUGAAAAAUACAUGCGAAUCGCACUAGUCCAAGUAUGUAAGGAAAAAUGCAUUACUUUAGCGACAUUCAACUCGAGCGUCGACUGUGUUCUGUAUCCUACACCUAACAGUCGGUUGGGCAGUGACGGAGAAACCGAAAUACUUAUGAAAAACGAACCAAUAUUUCCGGGGACAAUCGCUCCAAAAAUUGUUUUGAUCACUCGGACCAGCAUUACUGAAGAGAUACAUCCUGUAAUAAGCGACAGCUCUUCAGAAGUAGAACACCGGCCAAACAGGAUGAGAAAAGUCCAUCAUGGUAAAAUGACGAAUUCGCAAUAUUCUCAUAGAAGGGACCACGAAUUUACCGCGAACGAUUGCAACAAAACGACAGAUUCGGAAACAGCAAGUCAGAUAUAUUGUCAAAGAAAUAAAAAAGCUAGUAGAAAUAACAGACACAAUGAAUGCAAGUGUAUGUUAGAAAAAACGCUUCAUUACGAUCACUGCAGAAAUGCGAAGAGUAAAGGACACGACAAUAAUCACAACGACUGGAAAGACCAAACGUCAAAUUCCGAGCUUAACUGUAAAUCUUUAACCCAUAACGAAUUUACAAUAUGCGAAAUCACGCCAAAGAUGAUCGGUAAACAAAUUAAAGCCAAACUCAAAUUAUGUGCAAAUCACUGCAAAUGUUAUAAGACAAAGUUGAACAAUUGCUGCUGUUUAAACGGAAAUAAAUGGUCUAGCGAUGAGGAUAGACCGAAAUCGGUAGAUAACAAUCAAAAACGAUGUACAGAUUAUGGGGAAGAACCGCGAAAGAUGAACUCAAAGAUAAAAGCAAGACUCCAUUUGGGUCCAAUGUGCUGCAAUUGUGGAAUGCUUAGUUGUACAACGAGGCCUGGCUGUUAAAUCUUAAUUUUUCAAAUUAGGAUAUUUACUAUCUAGUCGAUUAUUAUGAAAUAAAAUAUACUG